CAGCUGGAUGUAAACAUUGUUUGUUUGACAGCUCUGUACUACGCGACGUCGUUUCCAAGUUUACUGAAACUAUGGCAGAAACUGCUCCUGCUCCCGCGGCUGCUCCGGCUAAAGCCCCGAAGAAGAAGGCGACAAAGGCGAAGAAGCCUGGACCAAGCGUGUCCGACCUGAUCUUGAAGACGGUCACCGCUUCCAACGAGCGCAAAGGAGUUUCCCUGGCGGCUCUGAAGAAGGCUUUGGCAGGUGGUGGAUAUGACGUUGAGAAAAACAACUCUCGCGUCAAGAUUGCUUUGAAAUCUCUGGUGAAAAAGGGGGCGCUUGUUCAAACUAAAGGCACCGGAGCGUCCGGAUCUUUCAAGGUGAGCAAGAAACCAGCCGCCAAGAAGCCCGUCAAGAAAGUUGUGGCGAAACCGAAGAAACCAGCCGUGAAGAAGGCGGCGGCCAAGGCGGCGAAGCCCAAGAAGGCAGCAGUAAAGAAACCUGCCCCGAAGAAGUCUCCUAAGAAAGUAAAGAAAGCGGCUGCGCCCAAGAAAGCCACCAAAAGCCCCAAGAAAGUGAAGAAACCGGCAGUGAAGAAAGUUGCAAAGAGUCCUAAGAAGGUCAAAGCAGUGAAGCCUAAAACAGUGAAGGCUAAAGCCGCAAAGCCCAAGGCUGCCAAAGCGAAGAAGACGGCUGCUAAGAAGAAGUACGUGCGGAUGCAGACAGGGGUGACCAAAGAGGUGAGCAUCUCGAAGGUUUGUGGAGUCACGAUGGUAAGACACCAGCUCAUUACUGAAGUCAACCGUUUGAACCGUAUUCCGAGAGCACAGCUUCCCGCAUCCCAAGAGGCUGGAAAACGCUUUGCGGAAUUCUGCAUUAAAUGCAUAAACAACAGGAUUCAAGGUAGAGUUCGCCCACCCACACCACACAAACACAUCGAAAGUUGUCUUAUUGACACAUGGGAUCUGCCCGGCGUUGUGGAGGCCAGGGUGAGCAAGAAACCAGCCGCCAAGAAGCCCGUCAAGAAAGUUGUGGCGAAACCGAAGAAACCAGCCGUGAAGAAGGCGGCGGCCAAGGCGGCGAAGCCCAAGAAGGCAGCAGUAAAGAAACCUGCCCCGAAGAAGUCUCCUAAGAAAGUAAAGAAAGCGGCUGCGCCCAAGAAAGCCACCAAAAGCCCCAAGAAAGUGAAGAAACCGGCAGUGAAGAAAGUUGCAAAGAGUCCUAAGAAGGUCAAAGCAGUGAAGCCUAAAACAGUGAAGGCUAAAGCCGCAAAGCCCAAGGCUGCCAAAGCGAAGAAGACGGCUGCUAAGAAGAAGUAAACUGCCAGACUUUACUCCAUAAACCAAAGGCUCUUAUAAGAGCCACCCCAUCUUCACAGCAGUGCAAAUAUUCCUAAUGCAUGUAAGAAGGCUUAUGCCUUUUUGAGACUGAGAAAAUGGUUUUUGGGGUGGGAUGUGACACUUUUUGAACUGUCUUGUUGUAUGGAGUCUUACUGCUUCUAAAUAUCACCAGCGCGAACGAGCAGCACAAAUAUUGCAGUGAAAGACUUUUAUCAAGAUCGGUUUGUAUAAACACGUGACAGUCUCUACCUCUGUACCUGUUGCACAAAGCCGAUUACUUGGUGUAGAUUUUCAAUCCUUCACAGAUUAGACAGAAGAGUUCGCUGGUUGGGAAGCGUACAAAAUGUGCAUACAUUAACAUAUAUAAGUACAUUUUGUUUAAAGUUUGUAUGUGACUUAACAGGAUGAGUGCGUUUUAUCACUAUGUCACUAUGAUUCAGGGUAUAUUUAUAUUUUGUACUGGAUUAUACUAGACUUUCCUGUAAAUACAGCAAAACAGAACAAACAUUUAAUUUAUUAAUUGUUAAUGGUAUGUUGAAAUUUGCUACCAGAGGCAAUAUGCAUCCCCCCCCCCCCCUUUUUUUUUGUAUACUACUGUUCUUAACAUUUACUCAUAAACCUAUAUUUUGUCCAAAAUCUGUUUUAGUACAAAACUCCCAAUAAAAACAAAUAUGCUAUCAG
Molecule: messenger RNA, 2000 nt
Organism: Carassius auratus (goldfish)
Lineage: Eukaryota; Metazoa; Chordata; Actinopteri; Cypriniformes; Cyprinidae
Product: histone H1.11R-like
Exons: 3
Coding region: 72-1298 (408 amino acids)
Biological process (GO): nucleosome assembly
Cellular component (GO): nucleosome
Molecular function (GO): structural constituent of chromatin; DNA binding
Source: RefSeq, a predicted model, not a curated record